AUGGGAGGGCAUUAUAUAAUUGCGGGUAGAAAAAUCUUAAAUGAAUACGUAAGUCAACAUCUUAGUUUCCGUCAUUCUUUAACACUCGCCACUUGGACUACUUUUGGGCUUGGCGCCUUCGCUGCAACACGCGCUUUGUCAAAAAAGGCUGGUCCAACUCCACCUAUCGUUACGUCCUCUUCUGAUGAAGAGACAUUUAUCAAGGAAUUCUUGCAAGCUGCCGAGGCUGAAGAAAAGAACGCUCAUUAA
Molecule: messenger RNA, 249 nt
Organism: Ambispora gerdemannii
Lineage: Eukaryota; Fungi; Glomeromycota; Glomeromycetes; Archaeosporales; Ambisporaceae
Source: the annotation of a GenBank genome assembly